This is a messenger RNA of Pseudogymnoascus destructans, 1572 nucleotides long. RefSeq lists its product as uncharacterized. The transcript is spliced from 4 exons. The record is from RefSeq and is a predicted model, not a curated record. The coding region runs from base 112 to 1413 and encodes 433 amino acids. NCBI's taxonomy places the organism in Eukaryota, Fungi, Ascomycota, Leotiomycetes, Thelebolales, Thelebolaceae. Gene Ontology annotation, molecular function: FMN binding; oxidoreductase activity.
CACGGAUAUGAAACGACCACUGUCCUAGUUCAUGAGAAGUCCAUUUACGGCGCCCUUUCAAUAUACUCCGUACUUCGUAAUUGAUAUCCUUAGUAAUUGAACUACCUGAAGAUGCUUCUCUCACAAGAAAUUGUGCUGCCUUGCGGCCUCCGCUUCGCAAAUCGCCUCUCUAAGGCUGCGAUGGCUGAGAACCUAGCACCUAACCACAUUCCCAACGAUAAGCUUAUAAAAGCGUAUGAGGAAUGGUCGGACGGUGAUUGGGGCAUGAUGCUGACUGGGAAUGUGAUGGUAUCAGACACUCACAUGGGAAGUGUAAAAGACGUCGCCAUCUCGUCCAAUGCGUCGGCUCAAGCUUCCAAAGACCUCCAGGAAACGUGGAAACAUUGGGCGGAUACCUGCCAGCGUCACGGAACUCCAACAGUGGUCCAGCUAUGUCAUCCAGGGCGGCAAUCGCCCCCAGGGGCAGGCAGCCGGGGAUUUUUUGAGAAGACGGUCGCUCCAUCUGCCGUGAAGUUGGACUUUGGACCUAGGAUAGUCGACAAACUUGCCGUUUCUCUUGUUUUUGGAACGCCAAGAGAGAUGACAGUCGACGAAAUCUCAGGGGAUGGCGGACUGGUCGAUCAGUUCGUAGCAGCUGCAAAGCAAUGCAUGGAUGCUGGAUUCAAAGGCGUACAGCUCCAUGGAGCACACGGGUAUUUACUUGCCCAAUUCCUAUCGCCCCAGACAAACCGGCGCACCGAUGAGUUUGGCGGAAGCCCUGCGAAGAGAGCUGAGAUUGUCCUCCGCAUCAUCCGCGCUGUUAGAAGUGCGACAAGUAAAGAUUUCUGUAUUGGUAUCAAGAUGAACAGUGUCGAUACAGCCUCUUCGGCCUCGCUGUCCGAUACUAUGGAGCAGAUCAAGCUUGUCGUCGACUGUGGUAUUGAUUUUAUUGAGAUCUCCGGCGGCACGUACGAAAAUCCUAAAAUGAUGGUCGAUCCAGAGGCGGACUCUGCCCACAAAGCUCCCGCGAGUGCCGCUGCGAAUAAGACAUUCCAGAGAGAGAGUUUCUUCUUAGAAUUCGCCAAAACCGUGCGAGAAACAUUUCCAGACCUCGUCCUCAUGGUCACUGGCGGCUUCAGGACUAGACUCGGCAUGGAGCACGCGCUUAAAUCAGGCGGCUGUGAUAUUGUCGGCAUCGGGCGACCAGCAGCUGUGAUACCCAGAUUACCAAAGGAGAUCAUACUAAACACCAAAGACGUCUCAGACGAACAGGCUAAUGUCACUCUGGCCGCGUUUCAGAUGCCUCUCUACGUCCGCACGUUUGGACUGAAGCAAGUUGGUGCUGGGGUCCAAACUGUUUACUACGUGGCGCAGAUCGGAAGGAUGGGGCGAGGGUUAGUACCGGUUGAUAAUAGAAUCAAGGCCAGUGCUUGAGACCAUUAUGUGCGUGGUUGGGCCCAAUAGUCUAUAGAACUAGAGAGGACGUGUGCUAAGUGCUACAAAACCGUCACUUGAAGUCAACGUCUGUGUAACGGGUGCCGCCGUUACAGUACAUGUGGUAUUUAAAGCGUGUUACGCGUAUUCUGGUCGAGC